ACCUACAAACACUUAUUUACAAUAACAUCUACAGGUUGUGCUGCUGGCAAUGUAGCAGAGUCAGUUGUAUUGGAGCGUGAGGCGGAGUCGACGUUAACGUUUGCGGAAGGCGCGAGCGCGUACGCAGGUCACAUGACGCUCAAGUUCUCUCCCGACGCGACCAGCACUAUGCAACACCACAAGCACUACUGCCUCGAGGUAUCCGACAACUGCUCGCCCACCGUAGACCACUGCAUCAUACGAAGUGCUAGUGUCGUGGGCGCGGCGGUGUGUGUGAGCGGCGCGGGCGCGAACCCUGUGAUCAAGCACUGCGACAUCAGCGACUGCGAGAACGUGGGGCUGUACGUGACGGACUACGCGCAGGGCGCCUACCAGGACAACGAGAUCUCACGGAACGCGCUCGCCGGCAUCUGGGUCAAGAACUUCGCCAACCCCAUCAUGCGCAGGAACCACAUACACCACGGCAGGGAUGUCGGUAUAUUCACCUUUGAAAAUGGCUUGGGCUAUUUCGAAGCAAACGACAUCCACAACAACAGAAUUGCUGGUUUCGAAGUGAAAGCCGGCGCAAAUCCCACCGUAGUCCACUGCGAGAUCCACCACGGUCAGACAGGCGGCAUAUACGUCCACGAGUCAGGCCUAGGCCAGUUUAUAGAUAACAAAAUACACUCUAACAAUUUUGCUGGAGUCUGGAUCACGUCCAAUAGUAACCCUACGAUUAGGCGCAAUGAAAUAUACAAUGGCCAUCAAGGCGGAGUGUAUAUAUUUGGGGAAGGACGCGGUUUGAUUGAGCACAAUAAUAUUUAUGGAAACGCUUUAGCUGGUAUACAGAUACGUACAAACAGUGACCCAAUAGUUAGGCACAACAAAAUCCACCAUGGGCAACAUGGCGGCAUCUACGUACAUGAAAAGGGCCAAGGGCUUAUAGAAGAAAAUGAAGUGUACGCGAAUACGCUAGCCGGUGUCUGGAUCACGACGGGUUCAACGCCCGUCCUGAGGCGCAACCGUAUACAUUCGGGGAAACAGGUCGGAGUAUACUUCUACGACAACGGCCAUGGAAAAUUAGAAGACAACGACAUUUUCAACCAUUUGUACUCGGGCGUUCAGAUACGGACGGGUAGCAACCCCGUGAUCCGAGGCAACAAGAUAUGGGGCGGCCAGAACGGCGGUGUUCUAGUGUACAACGGGGGGCUCGGCCUUCUAGAACAGAACGAGAUCUUCGAUAACGCCAUGGCCGGAGUGUGGAUAAAGACUGACUCCAACCCUACGCUCAAGCGGAAUAAAAUAUUCGAUGGGCGCGACGGGGGUAUUUGUAUUUUUAAUGGGGGGAAGGGCGUUCUCGAGGAGAACGAUAUAUUUCGUAACGCGCAAGCGGGCGUGUUAAUAUCGACGCAGAGCCACCCGGUGCUGCGACGUAACCGCAUCUUCGACGGUCUCGCCGCCGGCGUCGAGAUCACUAACAAUGCCACUGCCACAUUGGAACAUAACCAGAUUUUUAAUAAUAGAUUUGGAGGUCUAUGUCUCGCGUCGGGAGUGUCGCCGCUGGUACGAGGUAACAAGAUCUUCAGCAACCAGGACGCGGUCGAGAAGGCCGUGGGCGGCGGACAGUGCCUAUACAAAAUCUCAUCUUACACUUCCUUUCCCAUGCACGACUUUUACAGGUGCCAGACGUGUAACACGACCGACCGCAACGCAAUUUGUGUCAAUUGCAUCAAAACGUGCCAUUCCGGACACGACGUAGAAUUUAUUCGCCAUGACAGAUUCUUCUGCGACUGCGGCGCGGGUACGCUGUCCAACCAGUGCCAGCUGCAGGGCGAGCCCACGCAGGACACGGACACGCUGUACGACUCGGCCGCGCCCAUGGAGUCGCACACGCUCAUGGUGAACUGAGCUGCCAUACCCACCGCCCGCGACAAGGAAAUCAGUAUUCGUCGGAAAACUAUUUUCUUUUUAUUUAUUUUUAGGUGUUAUUCGCCGCCAAUUAUAUUGUAGUUAUUUGUCUCCGCGAGUCGCGACUCGCCCUCUUCUAGUUCAAUUAUUUUUAUUAUCUAAAACUUGGUAUUGUAUAUUCUCGUUAGGGAGUCGCUGCCAGUGUGCACAUGUGUAACCGGCCGGUAAUGUAUUUUCAUCUUUGUACUUUAUAGUUGACGAAACUAAUCAUAUUUCGGACAUUGUUACGCUAUCUGUAUAUGUAGGGAGUUUUUUUAAUCAUCGGUACUUAAUAAUUAUUGUAUUUUGUCAAGUAGUAUCAUGCAUUCCCAAAAUUGUAAUCGUAAACCAUAAUAACGAGAGAUCACAUUGAUAUUUAGAAUAAUGUUAUUCGUUUUAUAAGAUGUACUGGUAGUAGCUUAUAUAUUAUAGUAUCUACUAGUUUCAUAAUCAUGGGGAAGUAAAUUAGUUUUUGUUUCUUCAAAAAAAAUGGUAUGAUAUUUAGUUAUGUAAUAAUUGUCGAUCCAGCGACUGUGGCAGUCAGGACAACUUUGUAAUAUAAUGAAUCCAUAUAAUUUUAACUUUUUGACUAUACUAUUUCAUUUUUAUUUUGGGGCAUUUAUUCCUUAGCUCUCCUGACAAUAAAGUUAAUUGGUCAGAUGUUUUAGUUAAUAAAGAUAUUUGUACUUGAGUUUGGUUGGUGUAGUGGCGUGGGAGCUCGCCGUGGCCAGACGAGUGUUGCGGACGCAUGGCGCGGCGCAUUUAUUAAUCUCUCGUUUAGGAGUCUGCCUCGCCUAACUAUUUUGGCGCUCCUAAUGCGCUUUGUAAAUAUUUAUGUCACACAAUAAUCGAAAAAAUGUAGUAAUUAAUGUAUUUGUAUCAUUAUAUUUUUAUUAUUGAUCACAACAUGUAUGUUUAAUUAUGGAAUUACGUACGUUAUGCUCAGUCGGAGGAGCGUGGCGGCCGCGCUUGAUGUAAAGAGCACCUUUGCCUGUGAGCUGUGAGCCAGUAGAUAGUCCGGAAAUAUCAUAAGCCGCCUACGCGGCCCGUUAGUGUAUAUUAAGAUGCAAAUUAAGAACGAAUGUGCGUAUUUAAUUGGAAAAGAUCUUAGGUACAAUUGAUAUUUUAUUAUAUUGUUAAUUUAAAUUUGGUAUUGAUAUCGAUCGAGAAGCAAUGUUAGGAACUGGAAUGAGCCGUGCGUGAGCGGCCAGAGUGCUGAUAGUGAUAAGUUAGCCAAUAAGCUAUAAUGAAACCUAAAUUACUCAGUAAUCACUAUUGCAAGUUUCGAAUUGUUAAAUCGUCUCUCCAUAGCACGGUAUGUUCUGAAUCUGCUUUUUUAUAAUCCUCAAAUCUGUGAUCAUCGCUAAAUGUAUAAGUGAAAAAUAUUUUAGUUGAAACCCCACAUACAGUAUAAACUACGACUUAUGUUAUUAUUAUCUAAAGAAUUCAAAAUCAUUCAAUUUUUGUGUCAAAUAUAACGGGAAAUUUGUUGUGGCGCCGAUGCUUUUAUAUAUUUGAACGUGAAAAUUGUUAUUUAUUGAAUUGUGUCCUUAAUUUAUUGAAUUGAAAACUGGAUAUUUUGUUUAUACACGAAAAAACCACUGUAAAAUCCGUGAUAUACAUCAUAUAAUAUUAUAAUUGGAAUUUUAUUUUACUUACUACUACCCUUUGCCAUUCAGAAUCUACAAACUAGUUUACCUCAAUAGGUAUUCAUAUUUUGAAGACACGAUUGAAUGAGUGCACACAAAUGAUUAUGUUGUUUGCAAUUAAAUAAUAAUACAUCAAAUCGUCCUCCAUAAUAAAUAAGGUCUCACCAGCA
Molecule: messenger RNA, 3745 nt
Organism: Trichoplusia ni (cabbage looper)
Lineage: Eukaryota; Metazoa; Arthropoda; Insecta; Lepidoptera; Noctuidae
Product: F-box only protein 11-like
Biological process (GO): regulation of apoptotic process; protein ubiquitination; ubiquitin-dependent protein catabolic process
Molecular function (GO): zinc ion binding
Source: RefSeq, a predicted model, not a curated record